Gossypium arboreum is the source of this 1650-nucleotide messenger RNA. RefSeq names its product nudix hydrolase 18, mitochondrial-like. The coding region runs from base 283 to 801 and encodes 172 amino acids. NCBI's taxonomy places the organism in Eukaryota, Viridiplantae, Streptophyta, Magnoliopsida, Malvales, Malvaceae. Gene Ontology annotation, cellular component: cytoplasm; nucleus. The transcript has 5 exons. The record is from RefSeq and is a predicted model, not a curated record. Gene Ontology annotation, molecular function: pyrophosphatase activity.
CCACUCAUCUCUCAGCUGCCAAUGCCUUUCAUUUGUUGGUUGCUUUUUAACUGAAUCUAUUUGGCUUUAUCUAACCAAUAAUUAUUCCAACUCUAAAAUCAGGUUUUUUUCCUUUUUACUCCAAAGGAGCAACUUUCCUUUGUUGGAUAAUCGCUAUAAAUUUUAGAUUCUUGUUCAUUUUCUUUGGGGCUAACCUUGUUUGCUCCUCAAAUCUAUUGUUUUCAAAUAUAUUUGGGUUUUCAACCCUUCUCUGUUCAAUUGUUUCUUCCAUUUUGUUUGACGAUGGUUUGCUUGGUUUCUCGUACGGGAAGGCACUUGCAGCGAUACGAUGCCCUCGGCCGCCGCCAAGUUGUCGGAUGCAUUCCGUACAGAUACAAACGUAAUAGUGAUGGAACUCUGAGCACUGACUUGGAGGUUCUUGUCAUCUCCUCACAAAAAUGUCAAAAAAUGAUGUUCCCUAAGGGCGGUUGGGAACUUGAUGAAUCUAAAGAACAAGCUGCUUUAAGAGAGUCAGUUGAAGAAGCUGGAGUUAGAGGCAACGUUGAGUGCGAAUUAGGCAAAUGGGACUUUAUGAGCAAACGCUAUGGCACGUUUUAUGAAGGUUACAUGUUCCCUUUGCUUGUGAAGGAGGAACUUGCCCUCUGGCCUGAGCAAAAUGUGCGACAACGGACAUGGAUGAGUGUGAAGGAAGCCAGGGAUGUGUGCCAGCAUUGGUGGAUGAAGGAAGCCUUAGACAUACUGGUUGAACGGCUAACCUCCUUGCAGCAACACAAGGGACAAAAUAUCUCAACUUGUUUGUAAAUAGGACAUUGUCGGGCACUUAGUUGGCAUCAGGUAUAGAACACAGGUAUUUUGUUGAAGUGCUGCAUAUAUUUGCAGUGUCAAAUUUUUGUACUUGUGUUCGAAUACAUAGAGGUUGAAUAUGAAUAUUUUAAGAGGAGGAGAGUUGUUAAACAUAUUCAGGGUCUGUGGGGGUUGGUCAGAUAUGUUGGGAAAUAAAUUGUAAAUUGGUGGUUGCAAGUGCUGCUACUUUCGACUUCUUAGCGAGCCAAUCGUAUGAAAAGAUGUUGAGGCUUGCUCUGUUAUUACUCAGAUAAUAGAUCAAUCCUUCUGGGAGUCUUCUUUCUAAAGCUUCCCCUUCCUUCCACUCCCGCCCAUCUUUCUCGUCUUUCCCAUUCCUUCCACCUCCCUUUCUUGCCAUUUCCCAAGGCUUAGCUUUCUCUUUAACCAUGGUGCGAGAUUCCUUUUUCGAAAUAAUACUACUUUUCCAGUCGGUGAUGGCUUGGUUUUCUCGAGUCUGUUGCGGCUCGUGUUUGUUUAGGCUUGGUCUGACGGGUUUUUCCGAUCUAUGAGGCUCCGUUGGUUUCACUGGGUGGAACCAGACUACCGUUGACGGAUCCAAUACGCCAUAUGGCUUGUGUUUGCGACAUUCGUGUUUUGAUUGACAGUUUUUUUUUUUUUGGUUGGUGGGGGAUGGGCUGGUUUGAUAACAAUUGACAUUUCUCCAUUUGAAUGUUAAGUUCGAAUGUGGCACAUUUAUUGUUAUGGUUUUCCUUUUCUAUGAUAUGUAUUGGUUUGGGCUUAUGUUCCAUUGUAUUAAGGCUUUUACACAUCAAUGAAAUCUUAGUGAUUAUUCACCAAAAAAGAUAA